This is a messenger RNA of Amphiprion ocellaris (clown anemonefish), 6957 nucleotides long. It is a transcript of the gene gabrg1, whose product is annotated as gamma-aminobutyric acid type A receptor subunit gamma1. NCBI's taxonomy places the organism in Eukaryota, Metazoa, Chordata, Actinopteri, Pomacentridae. Gene Ontology annotation, cellular component: dendrite membrane; postsynapse; synapse. Gene Ontology annotation, biological process: regulation of postsynaptic membrane potential; chloride transport; nervous system process. Gene Ontology annotation, molecular function: transmitter-gated monoatomic ion channel activity involved in regulation of postsynaptic membrane potential; GABA-A receptor activity; GABA-gated chloride ion channel activity. The transcript is spliced from 9 exons. The record is from RefSeq and is a predicted model, not a curated record. The coding region runs from base 425 to 1807 and encodes 460 amino acids.
CAAUGGCUUGCAACAGCAGCUAUAGAUGUCAAGCAGGAAAGAUCUGCAUCAAGAACUCGGUUUUUCUCAGAAGCAAAAAUCAUCUAUGCGAACUAUAGUACAUAGUUGGCAUUCAUAAAUCUUCAGCCGCCACAUUCAGUUACUAUGAGGAAGGAAGCAGGUUGAGUUUUCACAUCGACUCCACUUUGAUAGCGGCACUGUCAAACAGCCUGUUAGCGGCACUGCAGAUGGAAUAGAGCAGCGUCAGCUCUCCGACAAAACCUCACAUUCUUCCCGUCCACGCGCAGCAUGGGCUCGUUCCUCACACCCUACCAUAGCUACAUGUAACCAUCAACUUCAAUCAGACGCGACUUGACAAAAGCCGGCGAUUUCACCGUAUUACCGAGGACACUGUUAAGGUCUUUUCGCAGGUUCGGAGGAGAGAAUGAAGCUCCUUGUGUUCGGAGCAGUCCAGGACAAAGCCAUGAAUCCCUGGCCGCUCUUCGCGCUACUCGGUCUCUGUUCAGCAUUUGGGCCCAGUAAACAGGAAGAAGAGGACUAUGAAGAUGUACCCAUCAAUAAGACCUGGGUCUUAUCACCCAAGGUCUAUGAGAGUGAUGUCACUUUGAUUCUAAAUAAACUGCUGCAGGGCUACGACAACAAACUACGGCCUGACAUUGGAGUGAGGCCAACAGUGAUUGAAACAGCUGUGUAUGUCAACAGCAUUGGACCAGUGGACCCUAUCAACAUGGAAUACACGAUUGACAUCUUCUUUGCUCAAACAUGGUAUGAUAGUCGACUAAAGUUCAACAGCUCAAUGAAGUUGCUCAUGCUUAACAGUAACAUGGUAGGCAAAAUCUGGAUUCCCGACACAUUCUUCAGGAAUUCCCGAAAGUCUGACGCCCAUUGGAUCACCACUCCCAACCGCCUUCUGAGGCUAUGGAGCAAUGGGAGAGUCAUGUACACACUGAGGUUGACUAUUAAUGCGGAGUGUUACCUUAAGCUGCAUAACUUUCCAAUGGAUGAGCAUUCGUGUCCUCUGGAGUUUUCAAGCUAUGGUUAUCCCAAGAAUGAGAUCAUGUAUCGGUGGCAGAGACGAGCAGUGGAAGUGGCCGACCAGCGGUACUGGAGACUCUAUCAGUUUGCCUUUGUAGGGCUGAGGAACACCUCUGAUGUGGCACACACACAAUCAGGCGAAUAUGUAAUCAUGACGAUCUUUUUUGACCUGAGUCGCAGAAUGGGCUACUUCACAAUUCAGACAUACAUUCCAUGCAGCAUGAUUGUGGUCUUGUCCUGGGUCUCCUUCUGGAUCAACAAGGAUGCAGUCCCAGCCCGCACAUCUCUAGGUAUCACUACAGUGCUUACCAUGACGACUCUAAGCACCAUCUCCAGGAAGUCACUGCCAAAAGUUUCCUAUGUCACAGCCAUGGAUCUAUUUGUCUCUGUCUGCUUCAUCUUCACCUUCGCUGCUCUUAUGGAGUAUGGCACUUUACACUACUUCACCAGCAACAGACAGACCAAGAAGGCAAAAGCCAACAGUAACACACAGAAAGCAUCCAGCAUGGUGAACAUCCGACCUGGCACAUCCUUGUUGCAGAUGAAUAACAUUAUGCCCUAUCAUGAGGAGGAUGACUAUGCUUAUGAGUGUUUAGAUGGAAAAGACUGCACCAGCUUCUUCUGCUGCUUUGAUGACUGCCGUUCUGGAGCCUGGCGUGAAAACAGGAUGCAUGUGCGAGUUUCCAAGAUUGACUCCUAUUCACGAAUAUUCUUUCCCACUGCUUUUGGCCUUUUCAAUCUGGUUUAUUGGAUUGGUUAUCUGUAUCUAUAAAACCAAUACCUUAACGAAGGACAACUGGAGUUUAACAUUUCACAAGAAUUUCACAGUUAACAUCUGCAAGCAAUUCACAGAAUUAAAGCAUCAUAGUUAGAAUAGUUAGAGAUAUUAGCUACUUAGAAAACAGGCAUUUAAAAAAAAAAAAAAGUUACUGAAUAUACCGCCUCAUUGCUGCAGACCCUGUUGUUGGAGUUGGGCUUGACAAAUUAGUUACAGCAGUUGCUCAGUCCUUCAGCUUGUCCGGCAUCUUCAUCCAGUGCAAGAGCAAGAAAAAACAAUGAAAAUAAGCCUGAAUUUCCAUUAUUUUAGUUGUGGACAUUUGUAACUAACUAAAAUGUUUGCUCUGGUUUACACAGUAGAGAGAUUGCCAUUAAACUUAAAAAAAAAUAGCUCCAACUUUGUUUACUCUAGUCCACUGUGCUAUUGAUAUUAUUCAAAAGCAGAAAGGAUGUGGCAUUGCAUUUUGGCAUUGUAGCAAGAAAUGUAGGGUAUUGUUCCCUCUCUUAAAAGUAUAUCCCUUUAUUUAAUAAGAAAGACAAACAGUUCCUAUGAUGUACACCCAAAUUUCCAACAAUUUAGCUAUUGAGAUUUGAUAUAUCAGUAGUGAGUUUUCAAAACCUAAGACACUAUUGGUUUACAUAUACAGGGGGCAUAUCUUCAAAUAUUUGAACAGUUUAAUUGUUCAUAGGGUUCUAUUUUUGUUGGCAACACCUCACAGUAUUACAAUUAUUAUUAUUAUUAUUAUUAUUAUUAUAUUAUUAUUAUUAUUAUUAUUAUUAUUAUUAUUAUUAUUAUUAUUAUUAUUAUUAUUAUUAUUAUUAUUAUCAGUUUAUUUAAAACGGGACCUUGUACAAUAUUUGAGGUCAAACUCUGUUCAGAAUCAACUGCAUGGAAUAAAUUUGUAACUUCAGUCAAACAGUGAAUUGUCAUAUACAAUGAUGGUUGUUUUUAUAGCAGCCAUAAUUUAUACCUAAGUUACAAAAAAAUGUGACAAUUGUCAUUCAUAUGCUAUUCAGGCAAAGACCUCAGUCCUAUAUUUAAAAUUCCCAGCUCUAAAUUAUUAAUUUCCUUUCGGAACAUGUUGUGAAAACAGCAUCCUUUACAAUACAGAUCAUAAAGUUCUUCAAUUUCCUUUUAUACAGUUUUGUUGCAUAUGAAAGACACUUUCUUUAGAAAUGGCAGAGGUUCAUAAGUUUGCCAUGAAGUUUUGCACAUAUGCACUGAAGUGGAAAUCACUAUGCAGCUUCCUCAUCAUUUAUCACAGCACCAGUAAGCGUUUAAUCACUGCACAUAACAGGAUGUUACAUCAAUGUUUCUGUCCUCUGUUGUAAGUUAAGUUUGGUGUUGGAUUAAGCUGUUGCUAUAGUUCUAUACAAAUGAAAUUUUGACACACAUGAACACUCUUUAUGAGGUUCAUAGUUCAGCACUCACCGAUUUGCCACACAGUUGUAGCAUCAUGAUUGUUUCUGGAGCUUAUGCUGCUUUACAGUAAACUAGCCAGGAAGUAACUACUGUAUAGCACAGUAGAACUGACAUUUUCAUCAUUUUCAAGUAAGGGAUCUCACUUCAGUAUGAGGAUUCAAGGUUAAGAUUUGUUUGUGCAUGAAACUGAACACUGUAAGGCAGUUUCACUGAACCACUCACAGCAUGUAGCUAGUAUUUUUUUUAACUCAGCAGCACCUGAAGUUCUUUGCUAGCUAGAUUUUUCUGGCCAACUUAUGUAGAAAUCUCAUUUUUGUCGCUUGUGUCCAUGAUCUCUUUCUUUUGGUCACCAAAGCUUACGACAAUACAUGAGUGUUGGAAAAUAGACUGACUGGUAAAUCAAGAACUCAGCCUCAUGGGUCAGGUCCCUCUUCACCAUUGACGGUCCAAGGCCUGCAUUGUUGAUGACCCAACAUCAAUCCAUCUGUCUCAUGCUCCAGUUUCCUGUCACUCAUGAAAGAUUCCAACAUACUUUGACAAAUCUUCUCCACACUUGGCGUGUUGCCACUGAAGAGCUUCAUGGAAAUGAUGUCUGCCAAGAUCAUGGUUUGACUUGUCCUAAAUCUUCAGAGUCUGCCACCUCCACAGAGGACAGUUUGUUGGCUUUAGGAACCCUGAAAGUAUUCUUUCCACUGUUGAAAGUACCUCCAGUCAAGCCAAGCUUUCCUUCCUGAAUUGUCAACCGGUUUGCCAGGAACUCUCCAAGGUCAACCAAAAGUGCUUCUCUAACCUCCUGAAGAAUGCACAAGAAACUCUUAAAGAGGUAGAUGUUGAAGACUACACGGACAAAGCCUCCAAAAGGGCUGCUCCCAGUUCACCCUCACGGAACAUUUACCAAGCUUGUCUUUCCUCUUUAAAAUCCAAUUUAAAUCACCAUCACAUGGUGAUCUGUUGACAGCUCUGUUCUUUUCUUCAGCCGAGAAAAGAAGACAUACUAGUACAGACACAGGUCUGAUUAUACGAGCACAAAGUCGAUUGUCAGAUUGGCCUGUCAGCUCUGUUACUUAGUAUCCUUGUGAGCUACCCUAUGCUGUUAUAGCAUUAAGUAAAAACACUACUCUGCUUCACUCCAGGUUUCUCCACCACUGCCCACGUGAGCACUGAAAUCUUCCAAUAGAACUAUGGAGACCGCUUGCAGAAUCCCUUCCAGAACGUCACCCAAAGAAUCGAAGAUGUUGCAGCAGAUGAAGUGUUGUAUGGUGCCUAAGCACUGACAACAGUCAGUGCACGCUCCUCAGUGACCUAUUGUCACAAAGAGGCAAACCCUCUCACCAGGGAGAUUUUGAGCACAACAUUGCUCAGCUAGGGACUUGUUAUUUCUCCCACACCCUCUGGCAUCUAUCACCCAGUUCAACUCAGAAAGGAGAGAGCCCAGCCCCCAGAACCUCUGCUAUGUGUGGGGAUGAGCCCAGCUAUAUCUAGCUGGUACUGUCCCACCAGCCACACCAUCUCCAGUGUCUUCCCAUCAGAGAGGUGAUGUUCCACAUCCCCAGAACUAGUUUGUGCUGUUGAGAGUCAGCAUACCGCUCAGCUUGCAGUGCACCUGACCCCAGCUCUUAUCCUUGCAUAUGGUAGGUGUACUGGGUGGUGGCUUAAUGCAACUUUUUUGCAGGCUGUGCCUAGGCACAGCCACCAAACUAUCACAGCGCCAAUGAGAACCCAAGCAGAGAGCACGCAGCACAACAGACACCGGUGACAGGGAUAACAGAAUUUUAUUUACAAAAGAACAGGAAAAAACAAAUUGGGUGAGGGAACUAACUAGAACUAAAGCUAGAACUAGAGGAUAGCCAGAGUGAGGGAGAAACUGAACUAAACUCACUACCAGCUGGAAGGAAGGGGGGACGGCUGGCUCCUGGGGACUGGUGAUCCAGAGGUGUCACCGCUGGACAGGGGGAGUUGGUGGUGGAGAGUGCAGUGACAGAUCGGAGUUGGGCCAGGUGGGAGCCGGUACACUCUUUAGAAGGGGAGCGUGGCUGCAACGUGGACAGGACAUGGCAGGAUACUACAGAGGCUUGACAGGACCUUGCCAGAGGUUUGGCAGGAUAGUUCCAGCAGAACGCACAGGCAGCAUGACCAGCAGAACUGCAGGGAAAAGAGACUCAAAUUAGAGCAAGGUACAUGCAAACAGUAUUUAAAAAAAAAAAAAAAAAAAAAAAAACAAGUGCAGUGGCCAAUUACUAACUGCGUAAGCAGAAGCUACAAUCUAGCAGAGGGUUGAGUGCGAAGCCGGCUUUUAUUGCAGAGGUGAUGAGACCAGAGCACAGCGCCACAGCUGCCUGGAGUUACUGCUGAUGAGGGAAUAAUUGGUUACAGCCACUGUAGAGAGUGGCACAGGAGAGCGAGAGUGAGGUGUAGGUGGAAUAGAGAGGGAGGGAGAAUGAAGAGGUAGAACUGGGGAGAAACAGAAAAAGGAGGGACAGGGAGAAUAAAGGGAGGUUAGGUGGGGGCUGAUGCAGGGACCAGGGAGAGGGCCCUGACAAACACUUGCCAGCCAGUUCCCCUCCCAGGACUGGUGCCAGAAGGGAACCCUGAUUUCUAAUCAGAGUGAGUUGCUGCAGCUCUGUUUUGGCAUAUUAACUGGAAUCCCUGAAUCGUUUCUCCCCUUUGUCAUGGUUCAAGGCUUGGCCACCAGACAUACACUUGUACUUAGCUCUGUGGUGAGCUCUCAUUGUCUCUCCCCUAGAACCAAUUUGCCUAGGGAGCCCAUUCAAAGGGCUAGCACUUCCUGCAACAUAGCUCCCAGAAUCAUGAGGACACACUAAACCUUCCACUGCACAAAGGUGAUAAUUCUUUUAGUGGUAUAGGACAAAUGAGGUAUGCCAUUUCGUGAAUGUGUGAAUGAGCUUCAGAGGUCCUGGCUAGAUAAGGUUUCACCUCCUGGCAAAGGGAACCGAUGUAGUGCAUAACCACAGUCAAUUCCAUCUCAUGGGGCUACUAGAAAAAAAAAUUAAAGCUGUGGCUUUGUUGGUAAAGGGGCUUAUUAGUAAAAACAGACGAUAAAUGUUUGUCACUGAUAGAUGGUAUAUUGUUAUUGUCUCAGAGAUUCAGUACAGAAAGUAUAAGGGCUUUUGUGUAGCCAAGUAUUGUGUACACUAGCAUUUAAAUGUUAAAUGAAUGGUUUGCAUUUAUAUAGAGCCUUUCUACCUUAGAGGUAUGCAAAGCACUUUACAAUGUUUCCCAUUUACCCAUUCACACACACAUACCAAUGGUGACAGAGCUGCCAUGCAAGGUGCCUGCCUGCCAUUGAGAGCAACUUGGGUUUCAGUGUCUUGCCCAAGGACACUUUGCAAGGUUGGCAGCUCAAUUCCUGGCCCCGCCACAUGUUGAUCGGUGGACAACCAGCUCUCCACCUGAGCCACAGCCACCCUUACUAUGAAUGUACAGUAUGGAAUAAUUUGUUUGCUUUAUAAAAAAUGGGCAAACCAUAGAACUAAAUCUGUAGAAAUGAACCUAUGCCAUUAUUAAGGACUAUGUCUGUGAUUUUCUUCUUUUUUCAUUUGAAGUUACCAUUUCAUGUGAAUAGUGUUCAGAAAAUGAUUCAGCUUUCAGCCCUAAAACACCUGUACUCUUUUCAGAUCUGCGAGCUAACUGUAAAGCAUCCUGAGACAAUUUGACUGUAAUUGGCACUAUAUAAAUAAAAUUGAAUUGAAUUGAAAAUUGAA